AAGUCAAAUUUAAAACCGAAUCACACGGCUAACUUUUAAUAUAUUGCAAUUAUAAUGUGGAGUCGUUUGGUUGAGUUUGAAAUUCAGCUUCCAAACCGGUUUGGUUAGGUACGAGUUGAAUUGGGUUCGAUUUAUCUUUUGAGUUUCGUGAAGUCUGCAGAUGGAAUAGUGAGCCACACCUCGAGGUCGGCAUGCCAUUGAAAAGGAAGCACGUGACGGUGUCGGGUGGGUAUUGCCACUAGCUCGAUCGGACAAGAUCCAAGAGCUUCAGAUCACGCCGACGGGUGUAUCAGUUCCAACAGAAGAGAGAGGGGAAGAUGUUUACCUCUGGAAGCACUCUUAAGCCUCCGUCCCAAUCAGCAAAAACAUGGCAGUUGGUCCGCAGGCCAACGCGCAGGUAACUUGGUACGAACCGCCUUGGUUCAAGAAAGGAGUUCCUAGACUCGGUUUCAUCCAAUGGAUGGCUCGUCUGGAGACCGAGACCGACUUCGGCAAUGGGGGAUCCAAGCCGUGAUGUAUCUUAUAAAGGACUUCAAAGGCAACGGCUUUGUCGUGCUUGGCCUCACCCGUGAUGGAUACUCGGGACUAUCGUUCUCUCUUCGUCAUUGAUUCUUAGCGUAUAUUGAUCCCGACAAGUGGCCGGUUGCUUGGUUAUGAAAGAUUUGGAUAACUUAUCCCUGUUUGUGGAUGGUCACAAUACUUACAGAUUAAUGCGAUGCGACCCAACAUGGUCCAUGAUGAUCAGCUUUGGUAUUUCCCGACCACGGCCCUGAUGUAGUCCGUGGAUCACGUGAGGGACGAUAACCCGCAACCACGGCUACAGCCAUAAUCUUGUCAGGUUUCUGCAGUUGAAUUGGACUAUGAGUUUCUUUGGCCGUCCUUAAUUGUUGAUUACGUUCCUGCUUCUCUUUGUUGCUUUUGUCUUGGAUUUCAUGCUUCUGUUUUUUCAUGGGUGAAACCAAAGUAUUCUUAUCUCCCCUGUCUCGGAUUAGUCCACGUGGCGGCUCCUCGUCUCCCUAUCCUUCCGAAAACUACUCGAGAUAUACCAUCCAUUCUCCACCGUCGAUCGUCCCAGGCCCGAAUAUCUCAACCGUUGGUUUUUCGUUCACCACAACAACCUUACCAUCUUCCCCACCUCCUCUAGUCGUCGAGAAACCACAGACUCUCUCUCUCCGACUCCAAUGGCGUCUCUCCAGCAAACCCUAGUUUCUAUGCAAUCCAAGCUCCCACCGUCGUCAGACCGAAUUCUGAGGUCCCUCCCGCUUCGGAAGUCCUUCCCGCUCCGAAUCGGACGCGGAGGCGGCGCCGCCGGAGCGAGGAUGGUCGCGACGGCGGCUGGAAGCUACGCGACGGCUCUCGCCGACGUGGCGAAAUCGAACAACACUCUGGAUUCGACGAGCGCCGACGUGGAGAAGAUCGAGAAGGUCUUCUCGGACCAGCAGGUCGUAGAGUUCUUCGCGAAUCCGACGGUUACCGUGGAGAAGAAGCGGGAAGUCCUCGACGAGAUUGCGAAAUCAUCGUCGCUGCAGCCUCACACGGAGAAUUUCCUGAACAUCCUGGUCGAUGCGAACCGGAUCGAGAUGGUGAGCGAGAUCGUGAAGGAGUUCGAGGCGGUGUACAACAAGCUGACGGACACGGAGCUGGCGGUGGUGAGCUCGGUGGUGAAGCUGGAGCCGCCGCAGUUGGCGCAGAUAGCGAAGCAGGUGCAGAAGCUGACGGGGGCGAGGAACGUGAGGAUCAAGACGGUGAUCGACCCUGAGCUCGUGGCUGGGUUCACGAUCAGGUACGGCAACUCUGGGUCGAAGCUGAUCGACAUGAGCGUGAAGAAGCAGCUCGAGGACAUCGCCGCUCAGCUCGACCUCGGCGACAUCCAAUUAGCAUCCUGAGUCUUGUAUCAUUCGAAUCUAAAUUCCCCUUUUUUUGUGCAAUUCAAUCUCAAAUUCUUUUCUUUCUCCAGCUAAAAGUGCUGUUACAAAUC
Molecule: messenger RNA, 1978 nt
Organism: Tarenaya hassleriana
Lineage: Eukaryota; Viridiplantae; Streptophyta; Magnoliopsida; Brassicales; Cleomaceae
Product: ATP synthase subunit delta, chloroplastic-like
Exons: 1
Coding region: 1182-1886 (234 amino acids)
Biological process (GO): photosynthetic electron transport in photosystem II; proton motive force-driven ATP synthesis; photosynthetic electron transport in photosystem I
Cellular component (GO): chloroplast thylakoid membrane
Molecular function (GO): proton-transporting ATP synthase activity, rotational mechanism
Source: RefSeq, a predicted model, not a curated record